This is a messenger RNA of Mytilus californianus (California mussel), 4664 nucleotides long. RefSeq names its product rab-like protein 6. Bases 164 to 2281 code for a protein of 705 amino acids. Gene Ontology annotation, cellular component: nucleus; cytosol. Gene Ontology annotation, molecular function: GTPase activity; GTP binding. The transcript has 15 exons. The record is from RefSeq and is a predicted model, not a curated record. NCBI's taxonomy places the organism in Eukaryota, Metazoa, Mollusca, Bivalvia, Mytilida, Mytilidae.
CCGGGGAUGAUUAUCUGGUCCAAUUUUUUUAAUCAUUGCCUUAUUUGAGCCUCCUUAUUUAUGUACUGUCCUUGAUUCAAUUUUAGAGCCUAAACAUAUAAAUCCAGGCUAAACGAAAGACUGUGAAUUACAGGUAGGACUACAAUGCAAUGACUGGUAGAGUAUGUCCUUGUUUAGAAAGUUACUUGGGAAUCAGGAUGGGGGUGGACAGAAGGCACCCCCAUCUGGUUUACAGACUAUGGGAGUACAGCUACAGAGGAAGUUUGCUAGAGGAGUCCAGUAUAACAUGAAAAUAGUGAUUCGAGGAGACAGAAAUGUUGGGAAAUCAUGUUUAUUUCAUAGAUUACAAGGUCACAAGUUUAAAGAAGAAUACAUUCCGACAGAAGAAAUUCAGGUUUGCAAUAUACAAUGGAACUAUAAAACCACAGAUGAUGUAGUAAAGGUCGAAAUUUGGGAUGUGGUAGAUAAAGGCAAAAAGAAAAAGAAACCUGAAGGACUUAAAAUGGAUAACUCAGUCAAGGAUGCCCCUGAUGAGCCAUGUUUGGAUGCAGAGUUUAUGGAUGUAUAUAAAGGAAGUCAUGGUGUUAUAUUGAUGUAUGACAUAACAAAACAAUGGACAUUUACUUAUGUAGAGAGAGAGAUGGAGAAGGUUCCAGCACAUAUCCCAGUGUUAGUUCUAGGUAACCACAGGGACAUGGGACAUCAUCGUACAGUCACGGAAGAUAAAGCUCGUUAUUACUGCCAGCAUUAUGACAGACCAGAGGGUUCAGGUGAAGUGAGGUAUGCUGAAUCGUCUAUGUGUAAUGGCUUUGGUCUGAGAUAUCUGCACAAGUUCUUCAAUCUGCCUUAUCUACAGCUCCAGAGAGAAUCCUUAUUGAAGCAGCUAGAGGUCAAUUCAGAAGACUUUAGGUCAACUGUAGAAGAAUUGGAUAUCCAUGAAGAAUCAGAAGAACAAAAUUAUGAUGUGUUCAUUGAUAAUUUAAGCAAUAAAAGAAGACAGCAACAAGACAAAUUUUCUGGGUCAGCUACGUCAGAGUCUGAUCUCAAACAAGAGGUUAUCAUAGAGAACUCUUCAGCCAGUGGAGUGCCAAAAUCAUUAUCUAUGCCGGCUUUACAACAGACAACUAUUUCUAAUAAAUCUGAAUCAAAAACACCAACAAACCAGGAAUCAGUUCCUCCCGUUAGUUCUCCUGAAGAAAAACCAGCAAAACAAGUCAAAUCACCAAAUCAGACUCCGGCCAAACCAACAGAACCAGAGCAAAAAACUGGUUUCUUUUCCAGACUUUUUAAGAGUAAAGAAACUCAUGUGGAGAAAAAAGAUGUAAAAGAAAAAAUAAAGGAAGAUGAUCCAGUUACAAAUGUGGAUGAGUUCAUUCCAGAUGGAGGGGCAAUUGAUGCUAGCUUCUUGGAUGAUUCCAAAGACACUAAGGAUAGUGGAAAAAUUAAGAAUGUGGAAGAAAGUGAUAGUGAGGAUGAAGGUAAUCCAAUGGUAGCAGGAUUCCAAGAUGAUUUAGACUCUGAUGAUAAUUUUAUUCCUACACAAGUUGCAAGUGAUGAUAGUGACUCUGAUCAUGAUAAUAUGCAGAUUCAAUCUAAAUCAAACAUUCAAAGGAAACAGAGCACUGAGUCAGAUGUAAAUCAUUUUAAUAACACUGAAUCAAACGCAAAAGAAAUUGAGAGUGAAGACUCUGAUCAUAACAUUCCAGUAACUAAGGAUGAAUCAGAUAUUGAUGAUAAUCCAGUCACUCAGGUAACAGUUGCUGCUGAUGAUUCAGACAUAGAAGAAAAUGUGAACAGUCAAGUGUUAGUUACUGACGAUGUGUCAGACAUUGAUGAAAAUUUGGAUAGUCAUGUGACUGUUGCCGCUGAUCAGGAUAUUAGUGACGAUGACACUGUAGAUAAAGACAAGGAAAUGAAUAAUGUGACAGAAAAUACUACAGCAGACCAACGACUUAGAAGUGAUUCUGACCUUGGACAGCAACCUGAUUUUGGUGAUUGGCUAGAUACGUUAGAAAGUAAAAAUAAAAAGGAUGCAAAAACUAGUCACGUUUCAAAAGACAAAAUUGAUGUGCUUGGUACUGAUGUAAUAAAGAAAAAGAAAAAGAAGAAAAGAGACAAAGAAGAAAUGGUUGAUGAUGACAAGAAAAAAAGUAAAAAGAAAGACAAAAGUAAAACAAAAAAAGAAAAGAAGAAGAAAAAGAAAGAUUCAGAUGAAGAAGAUUUAGAAACUUUUUUAAAUGAUGUCCCUUCACAACCAAGUGGAGAUUAUGAUGAAUUGUGAUGAAUGGUUACAGGGGGAUUUUAACACAUAGCUAUAUAAGAUAUAGUUAAAUCAAUUAUGUCAAUUAAAAGAAAGAAGCUUGUUAUAUAUAUAUGCUGAAAAGAGAGUAUGCUACUAGUACUACUAGACUACAAUGUAUGCCAUACAAAAUAAAUCAAUAUGGUGGCUUUAUAGAUCACAUGAGAUCUCAAUCUUCAAAUUUUUGAAUUCCGUAAUUUGAACUACUUGAUUGUUUGGUAACAUGGUAUGUUAUAAAAAAUAAAUCAAUAUGGCGGCUACGUAAAAGUAUACAUUACAUGAGAUCUCAUAUUUCAAAUUUUUAAUUCCUUUAUUUGAACUUAAUACAUGUACAUGUAGUGGUAAAAGAAAUUCCAAUCAAAAUUGGCUGGGAUAAACCACUAACCUGCAAGGCAUUGACUCUAUGAUUAUAAUGGCUAUUUUUAAAUUAUUUUAUUACUUUCCUUUUGAAUGUUUACAAGAGGGUUUGAGUUAUUUGAAAAACAGAAAACAUGAAUAUUUUUUUUAAUUAUUAUUAUGCAUACAAAUUGUUGAGGCCCAUCUAUAACAUUGUCAUUAUACUGGAUCCAGACUUAACCCUUACCAUAUUGUUGAUAGGCUAUAGUACAUUACAGUGGAUUUCAUCAACCCAUAUAAAUAUAAAUAUAUAUAUAUAUAAAACAGUAUCCAAUUCUUCCAAUAAAAUAACAAAUACUGUACUUUUUUUAAUAGGAAAACUUUCAAGUGAUUGAAACUGUUCCAUGUUAACAUAUUUACUAGAUAAAGAGAUUUAAAGUGCUUUUUAUGAAUCAACCUCUAGGUUAUUUUCUUUACACAUUUAAGUUAAUCCAAACAAAAAGCCAAAAUUAUAUCUGAGUGUAAAUAUAUACUUUUAGGACCAUGUGACUUGUGCACAAAAAUCAUUGUCAGGUGUUAGAAUUACCUAUGAAUAAUAUCUUGGUUUACUUGAUUCCUAUGCACUAAGUGAUAUUUUGAAUGGAAAUAAAUCUAAAUAUUCUUAAUAAAUGUGAUUCUGCUUUACAUACAGAAUUGUACAUUAUGUAAAAACUUACUAAUCAAUCAUGAAACAUAUUUGCAUCUCAGUUCAGGUGAUUGUGUUGCCACAUGCACCAGAAUACUGUAAUUCUGAAUUUUUUGUGAUGUAUCAUUACUGCAAAAAAACUUGCAUUAAAGAUUGCAAUGGCAAUAUUCUGGCUCAAAAAAUGUUUAAAACUACUAUCUUAAAUUUGCUUAAAGUUACCUGGUAAAAUGAGGUAAUUUUGAAUGAGACAUAAGGGAGAAACCCCACUUGAGCCCCAUAUUUGAAUGCAACAUUUUCUGAUAUUGCAUUAAUUAGUAUUGCCUUUCAAUUGCAUGCAAAAUUCAUGUAAUAAAAGUUGAACUAAUAGUUAUUAUAGCAUUCACAUUUGUAAGUUUUAGUGUAAGGAUAAAUUCAGUAUAGUAAUUAGUAUAGCCUUAUAUGGGUUGGGUCCUCUAAAGUAAACAGAGGACUUUUGAAGGCUUGAACAUAGAAAUAUUAACCAUCUUUUACAAAGCAAAAGUUCCACAUUCUUAUCUUCCACUGUUGAUUCCGUUCCAUUGUAUACUGAGGUAACAUGGUUUACAGAAUAUACGGAACACAGAAGGUGCUUAAUGUGAAAAUAUUGAUGUUGGUAAGCUUUCACAGUUGUGGCUGGUGAUAUUUUGAUUGAAUCCGUUUGAAUUUUGUGUGUACAGUAAAUUAGUGUUAUGCAAUGUACGGUGAAAGAGAUAAAGACUUUGUUCUAGUCAAUGGUUAUAUGUUUAAAAUAAUGAUAUUCAUGGUACCAAAAUGUAAUGCUUUAAAAUUAAACAUCUGUUAUGUCAAGUUCCAGACUUGAUAUUUGAGGGUCUGGAUGGGGGGGGGGUUCCUUCAUUUCUGUAUUUUUUAUUUUUUAGCCAGUUUUUCUCCAUUAUUCAUAUUUUUUGGCACAUUAUUCUCUAUUCUUUAUUUUUUUUGGUCCAUUUUUCUCUAUUCUUUAUUUAUGUUGCUCUUUAUUCUGCACAUUUUGCUUAUUAUUCUCUAUAUUGUAAACCCCAUCCAGACCCUCAUAUUAAGUAUAUUUGUUAAGAUAUUACGAAAUGGAUUUUGUUUUUAAAUAGUUUUUAAAAUGUUUUAAUUUAAUGUGAUAUUGAAAAGUGUGGUAUGGUUGUAUUUGUUAAGUUUGUUUAGAAAUGAGUUCAAUUUGGAAACUCAUCAUUGCAAAAACAAAAAUGCAUAUUAUUUUAAUUUUUCUUUGUUUAUGCCAAAAAUGUAUUCUCUUAUAAUUUAUGUCAAAAACUUAUUUGAGAAAAGUACACAACUUGUUCCAUAUCAUUGCAAAUUUUGAAUAAAUUUGAAAAAUCA